AUGGAAGACAGCUCCGCGGAGAUGCCGCAAGACAUGAGCGCUCCCCCUUCAUCUACCGAAAACCAGAGGAAAGCUGGUCAGGGCACCACGGGGGACAAUGCUUCGGCCUCGAAAAGGCGCUGUGUUAGUACCGCCUGCAUCGCCUGCCGCAGACGGAAAUCAAAGUGUGAUGGCAACCUACCCAGUUGUGCUGCGUGUUCGUCCGUAUAUCACACGGCUUGUGUCUAUGACCCGAAUUCAGACCAUCGCAGGAAAGGAGUGUACAAGAAGGACACCGACACCCUCAGAACGAAGAACGCCACCCUAUUGACCCUGAUCCAGGCCCUACUCAACUAUGAAGAGGAGGAUGCCUUCGACUUGGUCCGUCAGAUCCGGUCCUGUGACAACCUGGAGGAUGUCGCGCAGUCCAUUCUCGGACAACAAAACAAGCCUUCGCUGGCUUCCGAUGCCUCGGUAGGCAGCGGGGAUGAGGCGGACCAGUUUGAGUCGGAGUUGUCGGGCAAGAUGAGUGAACUCAUGUUGGACGGUUCUCGGAAAUUCAUCGGUGGCACGUCUAACCUCAUAUUCUUGCCGCCCGGCUCGGAGCUGAAUGAAUUCAACCCCAAUGCGAACAACCAGGAACCGGGCCAGGGUACUGAUGCCUCGGUGUCCCAGUGGACCAGAGUCACUGAUGAUGAGAAAUUAAUAAGUCAUCUCAUGACCAUGUACUUCACCUGGCAUUAUCCCUUCUUCACGACUCUGUCCAAAGAUCUCUUCUACCGAGAUUAUGUUCGGGGAAUCUCCAGCCAAUAUUGCUCGUCAUUACUGGUCAACACGAUGUUAGCCCUGGGCUGCCACUUCAGUUCCUGGGAAGGAGCUCGUGAGGAUCCGGGGAAUUCAGCGACGGCCGGCGAUCAUUUCUUCAAAGAAGCCAAGCGAUUGUUCUUCGAGAACGAUGAGCAUGCAAAUGCCAAACUCUGCACGGUCCAAGCAUUGGCUUUGAUGUCCGUUCGCGAGGCUGGAUGUGGCCGCGAAAGCAAGGGCUGGGUCUACAGUGGGAUGAGUUUCCGUAUGGUGUCUGACUUGGGCUUGAACUUCGACUCUACCAGCCUUGGAGUGCGUAAUUUGAGUGAGGAAGAGAUUGAUGCGCGCCGGAUCACCUUCUGGGGAUGCUUUCUCUUUGACCAAUGCUGGUCCAACUAUCUCGGGCGUCAGCCGCAAUGGACAGUGGGAAACGUUGGCGUCUCUAUGACCGAGAUUUUCCCUAACGAGGAUGCCGCCCUAUGGUCGGCCUAUACGGAUACUGGAGCCAUCCAUGACCAUACUCAGCCCUCGCGGACCCGCGCAAUUGCCGUACAGAUAUCCAAGUUGUGUGAGAUCAAUGGUGACUUGCUUGUUUUCUUCUACGAUCCCAAGCCCAAGGACAAGCUUUCUUCCAAACAAGCCGAGCUUAAGAAACUUAGUGAGAUCCACACCAGGCUCGAAGCGUGGAAGAAGAACUUGCCAAAGGAACUUGGCCCGCAGGACGGGCAGCUUCCUCAGGCACUCCUCAUGCAUAUGUUCUAUCAACUCCUUCUGAUACACCUCUACCGUCCCUUCCUGAAGUACACAAGAUCCAGCUCGCCACUCCCUCAACAUGUCUCUCCGCGCAAGCUGUGCACCCAAGCAGCUUCAACAAUUUCGAAGUUAUUAAGGAUGUAUAAACGCACGUACGGGUUCAAACAGAUUUGCAACGUUGCGGUAUACAUGGCGCAUACCGCGCUCACGGUUCACCUUCUCAAUCUUCCCGACAAAAAUGCCCAACGAGAUGUCGCGCACGGCCUUCGUCAUUUAGAAGAAAUGGGUGAAAGCUGGCUCUGCGCACGCCGUACGCUGAGAAUCUUGGAGAUCUCAGCUAACAAGUGGCAUGUCGAAUUGCCCAAAGAGGCCGUUGCUACGUUUGAAAAUACUCAUGUUCGAUGGGGUUCAUGGGGUUCGUGGGAUCAAGCUUUGUCCCCUCUGGCAUCCGAAGAUUCCCCGCCCAUGGUAUCUAUGUCAUACCCUGACUCGAAGUCCAACAGUGUUGGCCUUCCUUUACCGCCACGGCAUGCUGCCAUGGGUGGGCAUGGCGCCGGUCCUGUAACCAGAACACCGGCCACUACAACCGGAGCAAUGGGCCCGCACUACACGCCGGAUCUUCCAGUUCCUGUUUCUGCGUCAGCUAUGCGUGCCGUCCAGCGUUCUUUGAACGCCCAGCUUGCGCAAGAAACCACCCGGUUUCCUGAGCCGACCUACCUCCGGCCUGUGGCCCAGGCUUAUGCGCAAUACCGAAAUAUACCAUUUACCCAGGGUGAUAUGUGGUACAAUAAUGAUAACAUGCGUGCGUUCAGCACUGGUCAAGAUAAUUCUCCGGCAACCACCACAUCGCCCGCCAACGGGUAUGGUGGCUCGGAGAACCUGGUGGAAGAGAGUCAGGAUUGGUGGACUCGAGAAUCGCAACGCCUUAAUUUUGGAAUGGACAAUUGGGUGCCGGAGUGGACUUCUGGCAUGCCCAGCAGGGCGCAGGGAGUGAAUCCAGGUAGUAGUUAUCCCUCGAAUAUCGGGCAGACAUCGGCGCCGGAGAGCGCUCCGAGCCCGCCACAAACCAUGAGAUUUGCAGUCGGUGCUCCAGCUGGCACCAGUCAUUCAAAUCAGCCGCCCACAAUCCCUGGCUAUAGCAAUCUGCCCACCCCGGAGGAUUACCCCAUACAGUGA
This is a messenger RNA of Aspergillus homomorphus CBS 101889, 2712 nucleotides long. RefSeq names its product putative C6 transcription factor (NirA). Gene Ontology annotation, biological process: DNA-templated transcription; regulation of DNA-templated transcription. Gene Ontology annotation, molecular function: zinc ion binding; DNA binding; DNA-binding transcription factor activity, RNA polymerase II-specific. The coding region runs from base 1 to 2712 and encodes 903 amino acids. The record is from RefSeq and is a predicted model, not a curated record. Lineage: Eukaryota; Fungi; Ascomycota; Eurotiomycetes; Eurotiales; Aspergillaceae. The transcript is spliced from 5 exons.